Messenger RNA from Toxotes jaculatrix (banded archerfish), 1114 nucleotides. It is a transcript of the gene rgs1, whose product is annotated as regulator of G protein signaling 1. NCBI's taxonomy places the organism in Eukaryota, Metazoa, Chordata, Actinopteri, Toxotidae. The record is from RefSeq and is a predicted model, not a curated record. The transcript has 4 exons. Bases 143 to 604 code for a protein of 153 amino acids.
AAUCACAACCCCAUCUUCAGUCUAGCAGGAUCUUAUCUCUGUCUCCCUUCGUAGAGGACGAGGAGAUGGCGAUAAAGUGAGUUACUGCAUAUUUGAUUAUUGGGCCUUUACCAUUUUCAGCAGACAACAGCUUACAGCAGCCAUGUGGAAAAUACCAAAGAGGUUUCCACUCACUGGUAGAUUGUGUUGCUUUCCCAAGGAUCCACUGGAGGAUGUUGAGGCUUGGACUGAGUCUGUGGACAAAGUCCUUGGUUGCAAAGCCGGACAGAUAGCUUUCCGGGAGUUCCUGAAGUCUGAGUACAGUGAGGAGAACAUACUGUUUUGGCUCGCCUGUGAGGAGUACAAAAAAAUCAAGACCGUCCCAGAGAUGAUCUCGUCUGCCAACAGGAUCUACUCAGAGUUUGUCCACUCAGAAGCACCAAGACAGAUCAACAUAGAUUGUGGUACCAGAGAAAACAUAACAAAGAACAUCUCCCAGCCGACCCUGACUUCAUUUGAUACAGCACAAAAGCUCAUCUACAGCCUGAUGGCCAGGGAUUGCUACCCGCGGUUCCUCAAAUCUGACAUCUAUCAGGGACUCCUGAGGAGAACCCAUUCAAGGUGACUGUUUUAAAACUGACAGCCUCUCAGAUGAGGGCUGGCGAAAUCUUCUCUCCAACUCUGAUCUGCUGUAGCACACUUUGAUUUCAGUGUGGAUAACAGGUUUAUGCCAUACAAUCCAGAUCCUAAGUGUAGCAGAAAUAGCUUUUCCCAACCUGUGUGAUUCAGUAGACAGUUACAGCUCAAGUGAAUUUGAGGUUUGUAUUAUACUUUAUAUCUUUAAUCAUGUUAAGGUUAAAAAAAUUAUUUAAAGAGACUGCGCACAUAAUUCUUCUGUGAUUAUCUAUCUUCUCUCCACCAACCUUUCAAGUUAAAAAUUAAAAAAGGAUUCCUUUAUUGUAAAGUAUUAUCAAAAGUUUAUACAAUUGAUUACGGAAAUACGAAUCCAAAAAUAAUAUGAGAAAUUCAGCUUUCACUUGCAAAUAAAUAUGAGUGUAUUGUUAAACUUCUCUUGCUUUUGUGUUCUAUCAAACAUUUUCUUGUACAUUUACGCUGUAGUUUUUGAAAUAUCUUA